GACGACGACGACGACGACGACGACGACGACGACGACGACGACGACGACGACGACGACGACGACGACGUCGGCGCCGCGGCCCACCGGCGGUCUCGCGCUCCCCCCGCGCGCCGCGGCCGGCUGGCGCCGCCCGAGCGGCCCCAGUGCCCGCCGGGGGGGGAAGGGACGGGGAUGACGAGGGGAGGAUGAGGACGAGGACCAGAGGAGGUGGCUGGGAAGCCCAUGCGAAGGGCCGCCCGGCCUUCCGCUCAGACCACCACGGCGGGCGUGUACGAGAUGGAGGAAGGAGACCCCAUGCUGCCCGGCAGCACCGCGUAGAGCACCAGGGCCCUCCCCUCCAGCACGCAGGCAAUGUGCGCCUCGACCCACCGCACCUGCUGGAAGGCGGCCAGGACCUCCGCCAGGCGGCGGAGCGACAGCAGCAGGCCGACGGGCCCCGCGGGCGAGGGCACCUUCUUGCCCUCCAUCACCUGCACCAGCGACGGGAACUUGGAGACGACAGUCACCAGCUCCGCCUCGGCGGCAAGGCGCAGCCACGCCCUGCCGCUGGAGGCGCCCGCGGAGGCGACCGCGGAGGCGGUCUCCUGGGCGGCCUCGAGGAAGACGUGGUGCGCGCCUGGCGCAUCUUGUCCAGAACGUUCUUGAGUCUGCCGAGGUUCGGCGGCAGCUCUAUCUGGUACUCUGGCUCCGGCAGGACCGGCUCCCUCAUGGCCUCUGCCUCAGCCUCUGGGACAACGCGCACAGGCACCUCCUGCUCGACCCUGUGGUCCGCGGCGUUGCCGGCCAGGGUGAACUCGAAGCCCAGGAUCGGGCGGCCGUCGCGGCCGUUCGCCAGCUUCAGCACCGUCCGGUCGCUGGAGGCGCAGCUGUGGAACACGCGGACGAGAUUAGCGAUGAUGGGCGCCUCCAGGUCUAUCCUGUUUUGUCGCUUCGACUCGCAACGGUACUCGCAGAAGAGCUUCUUCGGCUCGAGGUGGCUCCAGGUCUGCAUCCCCUCCCCCGACCUCGUCGACCCCUCCGCGGUGGCAGAUCGCCAGGGCAUCCGCGGACAGCCGCAGCACCACGCUCGGGGGCGGGGCGCCGCGCCGCUCGGCGGCGCUCCGCUCCAGGGCGCGCUCCAGGCGGUGCAGCGCCUGCAACACGUGGAAGACCUGCGUGGGGAUCUGGCCGCCGAUGUCGCCGGCGAGGACCGCCUAUAGUUUCAGAGAAGAAGGAAAGAAACAGGUAAUUACCCAUACCGCUGCCCUUCGGCCGUUUUCCCUUUCUGGGGGCCUCCCGGGAGGCCAUCGUCGCCACCGCUGGAUUUGCCUCGAAGUUCUGGUCCGAACGCACCCUGGGGGAGGUCUGGGGGGUAGCGGUAUCGGUACCUUUUGAUUUCCCCAUAGUUUUGUCGGGUGCUGAUCCGGCGGCUCUCUAGAGUUUCGGCGAGGACCGCCUGGGAUACCCCGAGGGGGGACAUAACGCGCGUUAUGGCCCAGAGGAUCUAAAGACACACUCCUGAGAAUCAGAAUCAUCGCUCAUUCCACUGUCCGAGGCAUGGCCCAUCCUGGGCCCGGGAGCGCCGUGUGGGCGCCCUCCCGGCUGGCUCGGCCAGGGAGGCCCACCGUGCACCGCUCCCUGGCCCCUGGCCCAGGGGGGGGGGGCACGCACAGAUCUCGCUGCCCUACCACGGCACAAACUGACGUAUUCGGAACUCCGCGCGGAUUUCUCGGAGCGGUGCCGCACGCCCCCUGCGCCGCCCCUGGCGCGCUCCGCGCGCCAGGGAGGGACGGGUGGUCAACGCCGAGCCGAGGACACCUCGCGGCCCUCCGGACGCGUAUGUUCAUGCGUAAGUUUCGACUUCCUCGAGCCUUGAACUUCAUGGAGCCGCGCGGACGGCGGCUGAGCCCCCCCCCUACAGUCAAACAGCGUCAUAAGGAUGAGUAGCUGGCCAAAAGGGCACUGACCGUCAAUCGAUGCUCGACUAUCGUUUC
Messenger RNA from Prorocentrum cordatum, 1973 nucleotides. The record is from the annotation of a GenBank genome assembly. NCBI's taxonomy places the organism in Eukaryota, Dinophyceae, Prorocentrales, Prorocentraceae.